CCGGAGCAGGCGUGGGAGCCCGGCCGCGACGGUACGCGGCCGUGUAGUCGCAAUGCAGGGCCCGUUCGACACACCCCGCGCAAGGGAUCGUGCCGCUGCACUUGAGCUUCUUGGCCUUGCAGUAGUCACAGGCGCGCCGGGACUUUGGCUUCUUUGCCGGGCCACCCCCGUCCCCCGCGAACGGCAGAGACCGCUUGCGCUGCGAGGCGCUGGAGACGGUGGUACUGGCUGGGGAGGCCUGGGAAGGCGAGUGCUGGGGCUCCGAUGCCGGGGUUGCGCCGUCGUUGUGCGUCGAGGGCGAGACGUGAUGAGGCGCCAUGGCGUGCCUGCAGCACACGCGGCAUGAGGCGCUUCACUUCCGGGCGGGACGUCGGCGUGUGAGGAUGGCGUGGAUCAUGGCACACCCGGGAUGUGCGGCCUUGGUGGAUGGUGAUAGGAGACACGACAAGGAGGAGAGGGCCACGUCCGCAG
Molecule: messenger RNA, 471 nt
Organism: Microdochium trichocladiopsis
Lineage: Eukaryota; Fungi; Ascomycota; Sordariomycetes; Xylariales; Microdochiaceae
Exons: 1
Coding region: 53-346 (97 amino acids)
Source: RefSeq, a predicted model, not a curated record